AUGCCUGGUGAUCAAGACCUCUGGGAUGCGCCUUCAGAGAGGCAAUGGCUUCUCCUGAAUCACAAUCAACCUCGAGGAACACCGUUGAGUCUGGGAGAGGCGAUGUCUAAGCUCAUGUACGACCAAACUGCGAGAGAGAUUCCAGAGACCUCAUGGAAAUGGUCCCCAUUCGCAACUGCUGUUGCUAUGUACGCAGUUGCGACGCAGAUUUGGUAUAUCUCCUCGGCUAAAAACCUUGGAAUAUUGCCUGGAGAUCAUGGGAACCAUACCAUAUUGUCUGGCCCCGGAGAUAUCAUGGAGACCGAAGCCGCUCUGAAUAGGUGCAGAGAUCUCCUCAUGAGCGCAAAGAAUGCUAAUGAGGUUACUUGGAGUGACGACGACGGGCCCAUGCUUUUUAACUGCAUGGCCGUUCUCCGGGUUGCGUACAGUCGCGCUUGUAUGCUCACUGCAACUCUGGACCGGUUUAUCCUGCUAAGGGAAACACGUGGUGAGAUCGUGGAUGCCAUCUCGAAAUACUUAUCCAUCGACCAACCUCGCAGUGAAUCAAUCACAAAGGCUGUGGCAAGAUCGGUUGAAGGCCUUUUUGUCCCUGCUCGGGCGGGAGUGUUGUUGACGCUCAAAACCGCCGCACUGACGUGGUGGGUGGAUCAUGCCAUCGCGGGUUGGGACACAGCUCUGUUUGUCACACGCUGGAUCCACGCAAUUGAACAAGCGGAGCUCUCCCACGAUUUUGUCAAUGACUCGGAGAGACAAACUAUAAAAAUGGUACAUCGCCUCAUGACAGAAGCUCAAAUCCGAUUUACAAGUACCGAGUCUUUAGCAGCAGCUGUCACAAGGUUUUGGGCUCCAUUUUUCACCGAUACGUGGGUCUGGGGAGUCACUCCACGGAUUGGCUUUGUAUUACAAGAGCUUGCCAAAGCCUACGAGGCUUCGAGAUUGCGGGUGCAUAGCUAG
Messenger RNA from Cladophialophora psammophila CBS 110553, 954 nucleotides. RefSeq lists its product as uncharacterized. The transcript is spliced from 3 exons. The coding region runs from base 1 to 954 and encodes 317 amino acids. NCBI's taxonomy places the organism in Eukaryota, Fungi, Ascomycota, Eurotiomycetes, Chaetothyriales, Herpotrichiellaceae. The record is from RefSeq and is a predicted model, not a curated record.